Messenger RNA from Dioszegia hungarica, 2988 nucleotides. RefSeq names its product Cse1-domain-containing protein. The transcript is spliced from 19 exons. Lineage: Eukaryota; Fungi; Basidiomycota; Tremellomycetes; Tremellales; Bulleribasidiaceae. Gene Ontology annotation, molecular function: nuclear export signal receptor activity; small GTPase binding. The record is from RefSeq and is a predicted model, not a curated record. Gene Ontology annotation, biological process: protein export from nucleus; protein import into nucleus. Gene Ontology annotation, cellular component: nuclear envelope; cytosol. Bases 1 to 2988 code for a protein of 995 amino acids.
AUGGCGAACCCUCUCCAAACCCUCUCGACCACCUUCUCGGCCUCGAUUUCUCCUGACACCAACAUCAGGCGACAAGCCGAGGCUCAGCUAAAGCAAGGCGAGGCGUCUCCGGGCUUCCUGCUCUUGCUGCUGCAGCUUGUGAACUCUGGAGAGGCAGACAUCACCGUUCGACAGACAGCGGGAGUGUAUUUCAAAAAUGCUGUCAAGCGUCUUUGGGCUGGAGAAGAGGAUGUCCAGAUCGCUGCGCAGGACAAGGCGCAAAUCAAGAGCCAGCUUGUACCAGUCAUGAUUGCGCUUGGUACACCUGCGACUGCUCGGUUGCAGAGCCAGAUCAGCGAGGCGUUGAGCACGAUUGCGACUCUGGACUUCCCGGACGACUGGGAGGGGCUGAUCGAUGAACUGGUCAACAGCUUGACCCCGGAUAACUUUGUGGUCAACAACGGUGUCCUCGCCACCGCCCACUCCAUUUUCCGCAGAUGGCGAUCUCAGUUCCGUACCGACAAGCUCUAUUCCGAAAUCAACCUCGUCCUCUCGAAGUUCUGCGAACCCUACUACCAGCUGUUCAUGCACGUCGACCGCCUCCUCUCAUCCACCGAACCCCUUCCCGCCAACGCCUCACUGCCUCUCCUUGCGCAAUCGCUGCAGCUCCUUGUCCAGCUCUUCCAGGACCUCAGCAGCCAGGAUCUGCCGCCUUACUUCGAGGACAACUUGACGGUGUUUAUGGGAACGGCGGAUGGGAGCCAGGAGGGAUGGUUGAGGAAGUAUCUGAGCUGGGAGCGGGCGGAGCUGAAGGGCGAUGACGAUGACGAGGCACCUGGACCACUCCAGAAGAUCCGCGCGUCUAUAUGCGAGAUCGCCGAGUUGUACGCCCAAAAAUACCUCGACGCGUUCCCGCAGUUGGGUCAAUUCGUCCAGUCGGUAUGGAGCAUGUUGACCACUAUUGGGUCAGGGACAAGGGAGGAUAUCCUGGUAUCUCAUGCCCUCCGGUUCUUGGCGGCGGUCGUCAAGAUGGGGAGUCACAGGGACAUGUUCUCGUCGCCUGAGACACUGAAGGCGUUCUGCGAGAAGAUCAUCCUGCCAAACAUGAGCCUGAGACAACACGAGGAGGAGAUGUUCGAGGAUGACCCGAACGAGUACAUCCGGCGAGAUCUGGAGCCUGCGACAGAUAGCGAGACCAGACGACAGGCAGCGACUGACUUCACACGGGCAUUGAUGGAGAACUUUGAGUCUGAAGUGACUGGAAUCAUCCAGGGCUACAUCACCCAGUACCUCCAGGACUACGCUUCCAACCCGGCAGACAAGUGGAAGUCUAAAGAUACCGCCAUCUACCUUCUCACCUCUAUCGCUUCAAGAGGAUCAACACAACAGCUCGGUGUGACAUCGACUAAUGUCCUUGUCGAUGUCGUGCAAUUCUUCGGCCAGAACGUCUUCGCCGACUUGCAAGCUGCCGAGGGGUCUGUACACCCUAUUCUCACAGUUGACGCCAUCAAAUUCCUUUAUACAUUCAAAAAUCAACUCACAAAAGACCAACUCCUCUCGGUCCUUCCUAUCCUUGUUCAGCACCUCGGAUCCAGCAACUACGUUGUGUACUCUUACGCUGCUAUCACGAUCGAACGGAUCCUGUUUAUCAAGGUCAACAGACAAGCACAAUUUACCCAGACCGACAUUAGGCCGUUUGCACAAGACAUCCUGAUGGCCUUAUUUGCGAAUAUCGAACGAGGGGGUACGCCGGAGAAGAUUGCGGAGAAUGAUUACUUGAUGAAAUGUGUCAUGCGGGUUAUCAUUAUCGCCCGUCAGACCUUGACUCCGGUCUACGAAGGCAUCUUGACUCGUCUCGUCAACAUCCUAGGCGAGAUCAGCAAGAACCCAAGUAAUCCCAAGUUCAACCAGUUCUGCUUCGAGGCCGUAUCUGCAUUGAUACGAUUCGUCUGCGAGGGUACUCCUUCUGCUCUGCCCACUUUCGAGGCCGCCCUCUUCGGCCCUGCCCAGGUCAUUCUCGCCCAGGACGUUGCGGAAUUUAUCCCAUACAUCUUCCAGAUCCUCUCCCAGCUUCUCGAGCUCCACCCGGCUUCCGAGGGUCUUCCCGAGGCAUACCAAGCGCUCCUCACACCACUCCUCUCGGCUGCUCUCUGGGAGCAGCGCGGCAAUAUCCCCGCUCUCACCCGCAUAUGGCGUGCGCUCCUCGUGCGCGGGGGCAAACUCAUUUCCGAAGGUGGUCAAGUGCAGGGUCUGCUGGGUAUCUUCCAGCGGCUCAUAGGGAGCAAGAUCAAUGAUCUGUACGGGUUCGAGCUGGUUCAGGGGUUGUACGAGUUCUUGCCACUUGAGGUCAUGCGGCCAUACAGCCAGACCAUCUUCAUGCUCCUUCUCAACCGACUCCAGAGCAAGCCAUCGACCCAGUACACGCUGAGCUUUGUGUACUUUGUCUGCUUUGUCAGCGCGCUGGAUCACGUCGGACCGGACUUGGUCAUUGGCGUGCUGGACGCGAUCCAGCCUGGGCUCUUCGGGAACUUGCACACUGGUGUCGUACUCGCCAAUACCCAGAAGAUGCCCAUCAAAUGGCGCCGAGUGGCCGAGAUUGGCUUGACGCGGAUGCUUUCCGCCAGUGAUCUGAUGUUGACCGAGGCGAACCAGCGACUCUGGGCACCCACCCUUAUCGCCCUCAUGGACCUCUUCAACCUUCCCCAGGACCUGACCUACAACGCCGCAACCAACGGUACCUCAGGCGACCUGACCGAGCUCGACCCCGAAGAAUCAGGGUUCCAGUCCUCCUUUUCCAAGCUCGGCGCAUCAGAAUCGGUCGUCCAUGAUCCGUUCAUGAGGAUCCCGGAAGCGAAGCGGUUCGCGUCGGCCGAGAUCGCGCGGGCGAGCAGGGAGCGUGGGUCAGGCUUGAUUAAGCGGUUGUUGGAUUCGGCGAGGGGCGCGGAGGGGGGAGCGGUGGAGAGUAUCGAGCAGUACAUGCUCAGCGUUGGGGAUGUUGUCUCCGCCUAG